This is a messenger RNA of Funneliformis caledonium, 312 nucleotides long. The record is from the annotation of a GenBank genome assembly. NCBI's taxonomy places the organism in Eukaryota, Fungi, Glomeromycota, Glomeromycetes, Glomerales, Glomeraceae.
AUGCCAAGACACCAAACAAAUAGAGCGAGACAUCAAAGACGCAUUCGGAAUUAUUCAAACUUAGUCAAUAUUCAGAGGGUCCCUCCUGCUAACAAUAUCGUAUCUCCACGAAAUCAAUUUCUGCCCUAUAUUACGAACAUUCCUCGACAAUUCACGGGCAACCCUACGAUAGACGAAUUUUUUAACGGCCAUUUUGCACUUCAAGAAUUAAAAUGGUUUACCAGAAGUUACUGUAACUCCAACGCUGGCGUUGAUUAUCUUGCGAAAGAUAGCAUUAAUGAUCAGUUAGGAGGAAGCUCUGAUUUUGUUUAG